AUGCGGGCGGAUAUUGUUAUUGAAAACCUUCGAGACCUGCUUGAGUGCUGCUGCGACGUGGAUGCAUCUGUGAGGAAAGCUGCUCACCAUAUUGUUACCAACUAUGUGAGAGGUGGUCUGCCUUGGGUGCAGCAAGUGAUUGCAGAAGCCAUGCUUGGCCGGAUGGAGAACCUCUGGGUAGACGAAAUCAGCCAACCGGCUCUGGUGCAGCUAUGGAGGUGCUCAAAGCAUCUUGAGGAUGUUGUGCGUGCACUGGACAAGCCUCAGCGUCAGAGGUGGGUGUCCCUGCUGGUCAGAGUCCUUCUUAGCCGGCAACCGUGUUUGGACCCGAAGAUAUUGAUCAGCGACCUGAAGCUCCUUUGGCGAGCUGACGACGAUCCGAGACGGAGCUACGCGGAAGCAGAGCAGCAGCUGAGGGCUUACAUGAAGUCUGCCAGCAAAGACAGGCAGGGAGAUGUUGUGAGGCUCCUAUGCUGCUGA
Molecule: messenger RNA, 480 nt
Organism: Symbiodinium natans
Lineage: Eukaryota; Dinophyceae; Suessiales; Symbiodiniaceae
Source: the annotation of a GenBank genome assembly